Molecule: messenger RNA, 1065 nt
Organism: Schistocerca americana (American grasshopper)
Lineage: Eukaryota; Metazoa; Arthropoda; Insecta; Orthoptera; Acrididae
Exons: 4
Coding region: 1-1065 (354 amino acids)
Biological process (GO): sensory perception of smell; detection of chemical stimulus involved in sensory perception of smell
Cellular component (GO): plasma membrane
Molecular function (GO): olfactory receptor activity; odorant binding
Source: RefSeq, a predicted model, not a curated record
AUGGGCCUCUUCGUGCGAGACCGAAAGCUCUACAGCGCCCUGGUGCGCCGGCUGGACGCGCUGGUGUCCUCGCAGGACGAGUACAGCGGUAAGGACCCACAGCUGGAAAAAGUCCUCGAGGACUCGAAGAGAUACGCGGUGCGCUUCCCGCUCUCCGGCUUCCUCUUCAUGCUGGUGCAGGCGUGCCUCUGGCUGCCGAUGCCCGCCAUAGCCUACCCCGGCCAACACCGCCUACCAUUCGUCCAGCACGAUUGGUCGGGCAAUGGCAGCUACCGCUUCUACGAAAUGUCCUACGCUCUCCAGUGCUGCUCGGCCUUCUGGCUGGGGAAGAUCAGCAUCAUUCUCGACUGCCAGUUCGUGGCCAUAAUGGUGCUAGUCACCGCACAGCUCAAGAUUCUCGCGGUACGCAUGGAGAAUCUGAGAACUGAGGCGAAAUCAAUAACAGAGUAUCGUAUCUGUAAUGACAAGUCACCGGAGGUCGAAUAUGACUGUAAAAUGUACAAAGAUUUGCGCCGGUGCAUAGAAAGUCAUCAAGAAAUCCUCAGCUGGGUUGCGGCCGGCGGCUGGGGUGUUUCCACUCCUGUCGCCUCCCAACGAGGUGGCAUCUUCCUUGUGCGUAAAUCUUCUGGUGUUGUUGUGCCCUAUCAAGCACGUUUGCUGAUGCGAACAUGUCGUUUUCUGUUGCCGCCUUCAGUGGGGGCGGAAGUAGCAGGAUCGGCUGCCGGCGUCGCCCUCGUGUUUGCCGGACUCCUCGCCGCCUGUGCUCCUAGCCAAGACUUCGCGACAGUUCUGAAGUGUGUGGCCUUCCUUCCAGUGCCGUGUGGACAGGUCUUCAUUUACUGCUGGGCAGCUGACAACAUGACUGAGCAGGCUAAAGCAGUAUCUAACGCGGCGUACCACUGUUCGUGGGUGGACGCGGGCUCCCGCUUCAAACGCACCCUGCUGCUGGUCAUCGGCCGCGCUCAGAAGCGACUGGUGCUCACUGCCGGCCACCUCUACACUAUCGACAGGGCUGCCUUUCUUUCGGUUGGUGUGAGAGUUAUUUCUCAUUUAUGUUACAUAUAG